AUGAGUAAGGCUCAGAUUGACGGGGUCAGAAACAAAGUUACAACUGCGUCUGGUUUGCUCCCAGCCAGGUCUUUAGACAAACUGUACAACUUUGCCGAGUGUGCUGGUCUGCAUCUGGUCCUUGGGCUCAACGCCCAGCAGAGAAACCCUGACUCCUCCUGGAACUCCUCCUCAGCACUCAGCCUCCUCAAAUACAGCGCCGGGAAGAAAUACAACAUCUCCUGGGAACUGGGCAACGAGCCUAAUGGCUACCGUAGCAUGAUGGGUCAGACAGUGAACAGUACCCAGCUAGCCCAGGACUACACCCUGCUGAGAACGUUACUGCAGUCUGUACGCUACUAUAGCCGAGCACACCUCUUGGGCCCGAAUGCUGGACGACCACGCAAAAACGCCAUUCUGCUGCUCGAUGGGUUCAUGAAGAACGCCGGUUCUGUUGUGGAUGCUGUAACGUGGCAACACUACUACAUGGAUGGCAGAGUGACCAAAGUAGAGGACUUUCUGAAGACGCGCCUGCUGGACACCCUGACCCAACAGAUCACCAAAGUACUCAAGGUAGUGAAUAGCCAUGCACCUGGUAAGAAGGUGUGGUUGGGGGGAGUAGGUCCGGCGUGGGCUGGAGGAACCAAUAACCUCUCUGAUACCUAUGCUGCUGGCUUUCUGUGGCUGAACACUCUGGGCAUGGCAGCGGUGCAGGGGAUUGAUGUUGUCCUACGACACUCGUUCUUUGACUAUGGAUACACACACCUCGUAGACCAGCACUUUAACCCACUACCGGACUACUGGUUGUCCCUGGUGUUCAAGCGUCUGGUCGGUCCCAGGGUGUUGGCAGUGCGGGUAGCAGGCUUGCAGAGGAAACCACGACCAGGGAGGGUUAUACGAGACAAACUACGGAUCUACGCACAUUGUACCAGCUUCCACAAUCGUAACUACGUGAGAGGAUCCAUAACGAUCUAUAUCAUCAACCUGCAUCGGUCGAGGAAGAAAAUCAAGCUGGCGGGAACCUUACGUAACAUGACUGUCCAUCAGUACCUGGUACAGCCCUAUGGGACAGACGGACUUCACGCCAGGUCAGUCCAGUUGAACGGAGAAAGGUUGUUGAUGGUGGACAAUGAGACAUUUCCGGAGUUGAAGCCUCGGACGCUGCGGGCGGGAAGGACAAUAGCCAUGCCCCCUAUGACCAUCGGCUUCUACGUCAUCAAGAACAUCAACGCCUACGCCUGCCGCAAAUAAUACUCAACACACUCCUCCUCACCCUUCACCCCGAAAUCCUUCACCCUCCCCCCACACUCCUCACCCCUAGCCCUCAUCUCUCCUCACCCCUCACCACUCCCACCAUUUCCUAAUACCGGACCACCUCCUCACCCCUCACCACCCCCACCAUUUCCUAAUACCGGACCACCUCCUCACCCCUCACCACCCCCACCAUUUCCUAAUACUGGACCACCUCCUCACCCCUCGCUCCACUUAUCCUUACUUCCUAGCCCUCAUCCCUCCUCACCCCUCGCUCCACUUCUCCUUACUUCCUAGCCCUCAUCCCUCCUCACCCCUCGCUCCACUUCUCCUUACUUCCUAGCCCUCAUCCCUCCUCACCCCUCACUCCACUUCUCCUUACUUCCUAGCCCUCAUCCCUCCUCACCCCUCACUCCACUUCUCCUUACUUCCUAGCCCUCAUCCCUCCUCACCCCUCGCUCCACUUAUCCUUACUUCCUAGCCCUCAUCCCUCCUCACCCCUCACUCCACUUCUCCUUACUUCCUAGCCCUCAUCCCU
Messenger RNA from Oncorhynchus keta (chum salmon), 1768 nucleotides. RefSeq names its product inactive heparanase-2. The coding region runs from base 1 to 1230 and encodes 409 amino acids. NCBI's taxonomy places the organism in Eukaryota, Metazoa, Chordata, Actinopteri, Salmoniformes, Salmonidae. The transcript has 10 exons. Gene Ontology annotation, cellular component: extracellular matrix; membrane. The record is from RefSeq and is a predicted model, not a curated record. Gene Ontology annotation, molecular function: hydrolase activity, acting on glycosyl bonds.